UCGUGGACUAAACACGCAGAACGAGUAUUGCUCCCAUUUCUCGACAAACUUGCAAAUUUUCUCCCUGAAAAAAAAAACACUUUAAAAAAAAACAAUUUCUAAGAAUUAUCCCGCAAUUUGUAUCUUUACAGAAAUCCCCUCAAGUACUUAAGUGAAUGCAGAAAAAAAAACGCGAGAUAAGAUAAAUAAAUGAUUGACUUGAAGUAGUAGAGUUUAGUGUAGUGUAGUAAUAAAUAAAUAAAUAAAUAAAUAAAUUUGUAAAAAAAUACAAAAUAAAAAAAAUAUAAAUGAAACAGUGAAAGACGAAAAAGACAUGAUGAACGUCGUUGGGUCAAACAAUCGGCCGAAUCGGGUGUGUUGUCGCCUGUGUUUGGCCCCGGAGAACGAAUGCGUCAACAUUUAUAUGACUUCGGCCGCAGAUAAGGAACCGCUCUCAUCGAAAAUAAAUGCCUGUGUGCGGAUCAAGGUGCAAAAAGACGAUCGUCUCUCGCCGAAAAUAUGUCAUGCUUGCAUCAGUUAUUUAAAUUCAUGGCAAAGUUUCAAGAAUCGAUGCGAUGCCGCACAGAAGAAGCAACGGGCAUGGAUGGGUCUCGUGCCGAACAGCAACGAGUCAACGUCCGUAACUGCCUCCGUGUCAGCCAAUAAGCCGCAGGCGAAUAUCUUGCAGCAACGUCUGCUCCAGCAGCAGCAACAGCAACACAAGCAGAACCAAUUGGCAUCCUUGCUAUCGCAAAAUCGGAAUAUUACACUGCAACCCAUUGCGCCAAAAACGAAUUUGUUGCAGCAACAAUUACAGAAGAAAUCCACGCCGCCCGAGCCGAGGCCGAAUUUGAUGCAGCAGCAACAGCAGCGGCAACGACAAAAGGAUGGAUCGGAAAUUGAAUUCAUUAAACAAGAACCCAAUGAUAAUGACGAUGCUGAAGACGAUCCCGACAUAGACGACGAGAAAAUGGACGACGACGUUAUCGAUCCAACGCAGUUUCUGGCACGCGAAGACGAAGAUUACAGCCGCGAUGGCGAUGAACCACUGAGUUUAGAUGCCACGGAACAGUCUGCCAGCGGUGAUAAUCCUCAGAUACUCGCGUCACUUGGCUUGCAUUCCGUUAAUUCAGGCUAUGGCGGUGGAAUGUCGGACAGCGAAUCACAGAACGGCGACACCAGCAGCCAACAAAGUGGCAAUAAAUGCAUUCAAAUUCCCGCGAAUUGCACCAUUUGUGAUAUGCGAUUCUCGAAUCGUGCGAAUGCCCGGCGGCACGAACGCAACAUUCACGGCGUCAUCUUGAAUCCAAUUGGCAACAAUUCGGCAACCAGUUUAAAUGGCAGCGCAUUGUCUGCAUCGACGCCCAAAUCGCUCGCCGGCGGAAAUACGCCAAAACUCAUCAGUCUCAUAAAGAAACCGAAGAUGCCCGUGCUGGAAUCUGCCGAAAAUUGGGACUAUUCGAAUCCGCAAAAGUACCGGAGCUACUUGACGCCUGCCAAAUUGUCAUUUAUCCUGCAAAAUUUGGAGUUUUUGGAGCAAUCGCAGGACAUGUUGUGCAAAUGUUGCGACAAACAAUUCCCGAGUUACAAAUUUUUCAUGGGUCACAUGCGAAAGCGGUAUCACAAUUUGCCGCGGAACGUUUGUUUCAAGUGUUUGAAGCAUUUCGAGAGCAAGGGACAGUUCAUUGGGCAUCUCAAACGCAAAACUUGCUUGAAUUUGUACAAGAUUGUCAUGAAUGACGACACAAUAACGAAAGAUUUGACGCCCGACAAUGCGACAAAGGGUGCCAAGGAGUUCCUUUCGGACAAAACGUACGCCUGCAAGUUGUGUCCGAAGCAGUAUCCGUACAAAUCGGAACUGAGGAAUCACGUUUUCGAGCUGAAAGAGCAUCCGGAGUACUUGAAGAACAAGGAAAAUGACACACUGGACUGCGCUUACUGCAAUAAAUCGUUCGAAGAUCAAACGGAACGCAAACGGCAUUACAAUAAUUUGGAUUGCAUCUCGUUUAUCGUCUGUGGGACAUGCAAAGAUCAAGUUGCCUCGAAUCAGGCCUUCGUCGAACAUGUCUACAGCAUCCAUUUGAAGAAAAAUACGAUAAAUGGCGCCGAAUCGCUGUUCGAACAAGUCACCGGAGGCGAAGAUGACGAAGCGGAAAACCUCUUGGAUUGUCCCGAUGAACCAAUUUCGCUGUCAAAACAACCGCAGGCGUGUCCGGUGUGCGAUAAACAGUACAACAACUACUACAACGUCUUGCGUCACAUGGAGUCCAAACACCCAGAUCAAGUUCCGCGCAUCUACGAGUGCGUCAAAUGCUUCGAAACAUUCGUACGGCAAUCCGAGCUGAAGGAACAUGUCGCUCGCGUGCACAAUCUCGCCCUAAUUUCGGGCAAAAUGAUCCCCUUGAGCAACAAUUCGCGUUCCUUCAUCUGUCGCGAAUGCGGCGAAACCUUCAACGAGAUGCUGGCCUGGCUCGACCAUCAAUCGUCACACGGCAAAUUCAAUUGCAACCAAUGCGAAUACAGUUGCGACAUGCGAGACGACCUCGAGGACCACUUGAACACGACGCAUCCCGAAGAAAUGUCACCGCCAAAACUGAAACUCAAGCUCUACAGUUGCAAACAAUGCUCCAACACGUACAGCAACGUUGACGAGUUACGCGAUCACAUGUUCACGGAUCACAACAUUCCGAAAGACGAGAUGGAUUUGACGGGCGACGACGAUGGCAAAAGUGACGAUUUGACGAAUUUUAUGCUGAAUGCGCAGCAAUUUAGUCGAAUGCAGCCCAAGCCGACGCUGCGGUGUCGUUAUUGCAACGACAAGUUUACGUCGAAGCCGGAAUUGACGCAGCACAUGAUCAAUGAGCACGGAACGAGUGGGCAGCUGCUGAGUUGCACGCUUUGUCAGGCGGAAUUUGUGAAUGACAAGGGCUUGAAAGUGCAUUUGUGGCGAUCGCAUCAAUUGCGGGAACCGGAUUGGGGUGGCGUGCUGCCGGAAAUUUCGAGAUUGCAAACGCAACCGAUCAAAAAUAAAGUUGUGACGCCCGCCAAGGAGUAUGAGUGCGAUAUUUGUCACAUUGUUUACAAGAAUCGCGAUCAAUUGAGACUUCAUUGUACGUCAGUUCAUGGAUUUGAUAGUUCAUUUAUGUCGCAAGACGUGACAAUGGACGAAGACGAUUGCGUCAUGACAGAAAAUGUGGAUCUUCCGAAUGUUUGGUACCAAUGUCGUUAUUGCGACCAAUCGUUCAACAGCAGCAAUCAGUUGAUCUCUCACAUGGAUAAUCACGACGAAGACCAAGUGCAAGAUUACACGUGUCGCGAAUGCAGUUCCGUCUUUGGGGCUCGCAAAGACCUCUGGGCACAUCGUCACAAAAAUCAUCCGAGAAGUGCGGAUCCGAGCGCCUGCGACAUGUGCAAGCGUGUCUUCUUCGACAAAACCGAAAUCUACUAUCACAACAUGCACGCCCACACACAGGCUGAUUUUUUAGCCAAUCGCAGCGGUGGAGGCUCCAGCAACCAGGUAAUCCGAGAGUCUCUAUCGCAAAAACAAAAAUUCUUUGGGGGCAACAGCAUCAGUAUCAGCAGAAAUAGCAGCGCGAGCCAUCAUGGGAUUGGCAGCCGCGCUUCUUCCGCGGAUGGGAAUAAUUCCUUCGAUCCGAUGUCGCAAUUUUACGACGCCAAUGAGCAACAAGAGUACUCCUGCGACAUGUGUCCGAAGACGUUUAACGUGCUAAAUGCUCUUCAAGUGCAUCGGGGAUGGCAUUUACGCGGACCUGAUGGGCGAAAAGUUCGGGAUCCCUCCGACACGUGGCAACCAGAUCAACUUCCGCCAAGUAAAGUUCGCAAAAUGACGCAUCCCGCACGACCUUCGAGCGAAUCAUCGCCUGCAGCAGCAGCAACAACAGCUCCUCGUGUGCCCGUAUGUCCCUUUUGCAAAGCCAAAUUCGCCAGUGGCAACAAUUUGAGACGUCACAUUGUCGAAGUGCACAAACGGAAUGAUGCGCGAUACCAACGCGAGGCAUCCGGAAGCCCUUCGAUCGUCGUCGAUAAACCGAAGGAAUGCAGUUCGUGCAAUAUCACGUUCAAAACGAUCGCCGAAUGGGUCGAUCACAAGAUCCAACAUGCCCGCACCAUCAAACCAUCGACGACAUUCGAAUGGAAUUGCGAAAUUUGCGGCAAAAUGUUUACGCGGAAGGAACGAUUGCUGCAACACAUGAUCACGCACUUGAAUAACGACUUUGGCUCAAACGACUCCAAUUUGGGCGGCAAUACGAACGACAACACGGAAGACGGCGACAACAGUAGUCAAUUCGAAAAUCACAGUUCUGAUGCGUCGCACGAUGACGGAGACGAAAAUCAACCGGAAACCGUAACUGUCAAUGCUGACGACGACGAUGACUCGCAAGAAGCGGAAAUUCCCGCAGAAAAACCCACGGAACAAAACGGCUUCGGAUGCGAAUUAUGUCAAGUUUUCUUCAAAACGGCAAAGGAAUUACGCAAACACGUCACCGAACAUUUCGUUAAUGGAGGCAGUACGACAACUGCUGCGGCGCCCACGAACACAAAUAAUUCCGGAAACAAUCAACCAGCCAGUCAAAAUCAAUCAUCUGCCGCCAGUUCGAGUGAUGAAAGUGGCUCGACGCACGAAUCAGCACGUUCCAAUGCGCAAAUGACGGCGCAAGAGCAUCAAGCGUUCGCCGCAAUCUCGCAAGAGUACAAAUGUCGCAUCUGUGGAUCCGUUUGCCAAGAUCAGCUCGAGAUGAUGACGUGUAUGGGCUCGCAUCAGAUCCCGACGCAACUCAAAUGCAGCGAAUGUCAACUGUAUUUCGCCAAUUCCAAGCAAGUUCUGGACCACGAGACACUCUACCAUCCCAAAGGGUACAUUUAAUUAAGCCAGAGCGCCAGCUAUGCACCGACCGCCAAUCAAAAUGUGACUUUUCAACAACCUUCGGUGAACAGCGGCUAUUAUUUCUUCUUAUAUCCCGACGCCACGACACAAAAUCCCACAUCUUCAACGUCUCUGAUGAAUCAGUAUGGCAACAUAUUUCACCAUUGACCAAGAAGGCGCGAGACAGAUACGAGAACCAACAGACUUAAACAGGAACAAGAACAAACUCCUAAGAAGACAUAAGACAUAAUUAAUUAAUUAAUUUAAUUUAAUAAAAAAAAAACAAAAAAUGUAAGAUAAUUAAUUUAAAAAUUAAAAUUGUACUGACUAAUGUUAAUGUUAAAUUAUAAAAAAAAAAUAAAAAUUAAUCUAGAAAUUAU
Molecule: messenger RNA, 5244 nt
Organism: Culicoides brevitarsis
Lineage: Eukaryota; Metazoa; Arthropoda; Insecta; Diptera; Ceratopogonidae
Product: zinc finger protein hangover
Exons: 6
Coding region: 314-4864 (1516 amino acids)
Biological process (GO): regulation of transcription by RNA polymerase II
Cellular component (GO): nucleus
Molecular function (GO): DNA-binding transcription factor activity; zinc ion binding; RNA polymerase II cis-regulatory region sequence-specific DNA binding
Source: RefSeq, a predicted model, not a curated record